UGCCACUUACCUAAACACAAUCAUAAUUCACAGCCCCUCCUAUUGUCUUUGCAGUGUGUGUGCAGCGGCAGAGGUGCUUGCAGAGGCUGAGGAUGGUGAUCGAUGGUACUUUUAAAUGUAAAAUACAGGGCACGGUAUCUGAAAGCUUUUGAGUUUGAGUACAGCUGUGCACGGGAGAAAGGACGGGGGUAAGGCGCUGUGUGAAGGCUGCCCCCUCUGUCUUACAUCGUCGCGUCGUAAGAGCGGCUGCAGCUCUUUACUGACAAAAUGGGUAACCGGGGGAUGGAGGAUCUGAUUCCUCUGGUAAAUAGACUGCAAGAUGCAUUCUCUGCCAUCGGACAAAAUGCCAACCUGGAUCUCCCGCAGAUCGCUGUUGUCGGCGGACAGAGUGCCGGUAAAAGCUCGGUGUUGGAGAACUUCGUGGGAAAGGACUUCCUGCCCCGAGGCUCUGGCAUCGUCACCCGUCGCCCUCUGGUCCUGCAGCUUAUCAACUGCCCCACAGAAUAUGCCGAGUUCCUGCACUGCAAGGGCAAGAAGUUCACGGACUUUGAUGAGGUGCGGCAGGAGAUCGACGCGGAGACGGACCGUGUCACAGGCCAGAACAAAGGCAUCUCCCCCGUGCCCAUCAACCUGCGUGUCUACUCUCCUCACGUCCUGAACCUCACACUGGUCGACCUGCCAGGGAUGACCAAAGUGCCAGUAGGUGACCAGCCGGCCGACAUUGAGCACCAGAUCCGGGAAAUGCUGAUGCAGUUUGUCACCAAGGAGAAUUGCCUGCUGUUGGCCGUGUCCCCGGCCAACUCCGACCUGGCCAACUCCGACGCGCUCAAGAUAGCCAAAGAGGUCGACCCACAAGGCCAAAGAACUAUCGGCGUGAUCACCAAGCUGGACCUGAUGGAUGAAGGCACGGAUGCCAGGGAUAUCCUGGAGAACAAGUUGCUUCCACUGAGGCGAGGCUACAUUGGGGUUGUGAAUCGCAGCCAGAAGGACAUCGAUGGUAAGAAGGACAUCGCGGCUGCCAUGGCAGCAGAGAGGAAGUUCUUCCUCACACAUCCAAGUUAUAGGCACCUGGCAGAGCGCAUGGGGACCCCUUACUUACAGAAAAUCCUCAACCAGCAAUUAACCAAUCACAUCAGGGACACGCUGCCAGGGCUCCGUAACAAGCUGCAGAGCCAGCUGCUGUCCAUUGAGAAGGAGGUGGAGGAGUACAAGAACUUCCGGCCAGACGACCCAUCCCGCAAGACCAAGGCCCUGCUGCAGAUGGUGCAGCAGUUUGCCGUUGACUUCGAGAAGCGCAUCGAAGGCUCCGGAGACCAGAUCGACACCUACGAGUUGUCAGGGGGAGCCAGGAUUAAUCGCAUCUUCCACGAGCGCUUCCCCUUCGAGCUGGUCAAGAUGGAGUUUGAUGAAAAGGAGCUACGCAAGGAGAUCAGCUACGCCAUUAAGAACAUCCACGGAAUCAGAACUGGGCUGUUCACCCCAGACAUGGCUUUCGAGACCAUUGUGAAGCGGCAGAUCGGGAAGAUCAAGGAGCCGUGCCAGAAGUGUGUGGACCUGGUCAUCUCGGAGCUGGUCAACACCGUGAGGCAGUGCACCAAGAAGCUAGCCCAGUACCCCAUGCUGAGGGAGGAGAUGGAAAGGAUCGUCACCCAACACAUCCGCGACCGGGAGAGCCGCACCAAAGACCAGGUGAUGCUGCUGAUCGACAUUGAACUGGCUUACGUGAACACAAAUCAUGAAGACUUCAUUGGAUUUGCCAAUGCACAGCAAAGGAGUAACCAGAUGAGCAAGAAGAAGGCUUCUGGCAAUCAGGAUGAGAUUAUGGUGAUCAGGAAGGGCUGGCUGACCAUCAACAACAUCGGCAUCAUGAAAGGGGGGUCUAAGGAGUACUGGUUCGUGCUGACCGCUGAGACCUUGUCCUGGUACAAGGAUGAUGAGGAGAAAGAGAAGAAGUACAUGCUGCCGCUGGAUAACCUGAAGCUGAGGGAUGUGGAAAAGGGUUUCAUGUCCAGCAAACAUAUUUUUGCACUCUUCAACACAGAGCAGAGAAAUGUGUACAAGGACUACCGGCAGCUGGAGCUGGCUUGUGAGACCCAGGAGGAAGUGGACAGCUGGAAGGCCUCCUUCCUGCGGGCUGGGGUCUACCCAGAGCGGAUCACGGAGAAGGAAAAGCAGAGUGACGCCGGGGAGGAGAACGGCUCCGAUGGCUUCAUGCACUCCAUGGACCCCCAGCUGGAGCGGCAGGUAGAAACCAUCCGCAACUUGGUGGACUCCUAUAUGGCCAUCGUCAACAAGACGGUGCGGGACCUCAUGCCCAAGACCAUCAUGCAUCUGAUGAUCAACAACUCGAAGGAGUUCAUCCACUCUGAGCUGCUGGCCUCCCUGUACUCAUGCGGGGACCAGAACUCGCUGAUGGAGGAGUCGGCGGAGCAGGCCCAGCACCGCGACGAGAUGCUGCGCAUGUACCACGCCCUGCGCGAGGCCCUCAACAUCAUCGGCGACAUCAGCACCUCCACUGUCUCCACUGCCCUGCCUCCCCCCGUCGACGACUCCUGGCUGCAGGUGCAGGGGGGGCCAUCCGGCCGCAGGUCCCCGAUGUCCAGCCCCACCCCACAGAGAAGGGCUCCUCCUGGGCCACCUGCCCGUCCAGGAUCGCGCACUGCGGCCCCUGGACCGCCCUCUGCCGGGGCUCCGCCUGUGCCCUCGCGUCCUGCAGCCUCGCCUGACCCAUUUGGAGGACCCCCACCCCAGGUCCCUUCUCGACCCAACCGGGCUCCCCCUGGUGUGCCAAGCAGGAGGGCCCCGGCUUCACCAACCAGACCCAACAGAUCCUCAGAGUCCUUUUCUUUAGACCACUAGGCACCCCGGGCGUGAGACCCAAUGGACUGAGCCCCUGAUCCCAGCCAGACCUUCCCUUCAACUCCUCCUCCAACUCCCACACUAGUGCACGUACUUGUGCAGGCACCCACGGAUAAAUACAUCACCUGUCCCCAAUUUUCUCAAAUCAUAAAGGAGAGACAAUAAUAUCUAAUUGCGGUGAUUAUAUUAUAUUACAGUGAUGAUACUUUAAUCCUCAUACUAUCUAGUACUGCAGACAUUUUGGAAAUACGGGCAUAUAAAUGUUCUCUUAAGCAAACCAUGUGUAUUUUUCAUUGUAGCAGACAUGAAGCAUUACUAAGAAAUAUACUUGAAAAACACGUAAAAAAGAAAACGUCCUGUAGCCGACAUCCAGCCUGUGUGCAUUAUAAACACAAAUGUAUACACAACAUGCUUCCCUGGUUCCACACUUCCUGUCCUUGCACAGGACCCAUGCGUUCUUCUUGGGCUGUGUGAUACACCUUCAGUGUCAGCUGGCUGUUUCCGCACAUAGUGCAAAUACGUUUUUGGGGGCAGGCUGUCUUUGAUUUCACCGAACCCCCCGUUCCCCAGCCUCUCGUGCAUGUCCUUCUGCCCCUUCUCUAUCUCACUUGCCAUUUUUCACUCACUGUGACGCGAGAUAUCCUUGCUGAAAGGGCCCCUCAUUACCUUUUUCUCUGGGAGGUUGUAAGUGCUGCCUAAGCUAUCUGCCCACUCACGGCUUCUCUUUCAGCCUCAAUAGUUGAGAGGUAUUCCCUCUCUCAGGUGAUUUGCAGUGACCCCACCCCACUGCCCCCACACUCACAACAGCACACGAGGGUGUGAUUUUUUUUUCCAAAAUCUCCCAGAAGGGAAAAGGAAUGGAGGGAUGAGUGAAGGAAAAAUGUGCAUCGUUCGAUGUUUUGUUUUUUCGCUGUGCCUUUAUUCUUUAUCGCCUUCUACUGCUAUAACUUUUCUUCCCAAGCUCUUUGAUUCUUGUCAGCAAUGAGUGAGCAUUCAGAGCAUCUCUCCCUCCUGCCCCUAUCGUCCGUCUGCUGCAGAGACAAACACCCAUAAAGGCUGCGUGCAGGAAGUCAGGACAGCAUUGUGUGGGCGAAGCUGGGUUUUCAGUGGGAGUAAAAUCAGAAACCGCUGGCAACUUGCACUGCGUUAUUUUCUCUGGGGACCAGUUCACCACGUCCCAUGGGCUGCCCAUUGUUCACCAUAAUGGCACAAAUUCGAUCAAAAUGCAGUGAAAUUCUUCAUACACAAAAGUUUGCUUGCCAGCUAGAGUUAUAUUUCCUCCCAUUUCCCGCAAAUGCUUAUGACUUGCUUUUCAUUUGUUAAUUUCUGUGUCUUUUCCCUCUUUUUAUUCUCAGCCGGCCGAGCAAGGGCAGCCCUUCCCAUCACGAGAGCCAUGCGCCGUUCGAUUCUUAACCACCAUCCUCUCUGUAACCUUUGCUCCCCCCUACACACACCCUCCUCUUCCUCCUCCCUCCAGGUUUUUGCCCUCCCCCUACCAAUAAAAUCAUAUACAUAUGUAAAUGUAUAAUUAGCUCCAAGUCUAAGGUUUUACUGUGGAGAAAGCGGGAGAAAUCCGAAGCCCCACCCACGUAACACAAGUUAUGGAUUAUUCUCACUAGUCGCCAGUAGAGGGUGCAGUCACGAGCUGCUCGAUAGAGCGACAUCAGCGCCGGCAGCUGGGGAAGUAUCGACGGAGAGCUUCGGACGUCCCGUUUAACCGUCCCACAGUCACGACAUCGACCCCGGAUCAUAAAACCCACCGUGCCAGUCACCACAGUGUACUAGCGUGUCGUACUGAUAAAUACUGCAUGUCGCUUAAUGUGCGUUUAUAUAAAUCAGCUGAAGUGAUUUGUGAUUAAUGGAGAUUGCCGCCGACCCUGGACUGCGCUGUUCUCUGUAUAUCUGUGACGGCUUCAGACGCGCUGGUCGCCAGCAGCACCAGUGACAAUCGUGUCUACACUUUUUCUUUGGGUCGUCCGCUUGAUCUACGUUACAAAGUGCAAUAUGGAUUCAGGAAGCUGAAAACGUCAAAAUGCCACAUGCUAUUGUACAGACUGAGAAGAGGGGGACGCGUUAAACGUUUUAUUCCGUUACGUUAAAUCAAGAAUAUUAUUUUGUUAGAUAUAUACAACAAUGAAUUGUCAACGCAAUUAUCAGUCUAUAAUUUAGUAUAGUUAUUUUUUUGUCUUACUAUAAAGGUUUUGGUCAGUGUCUGGGUUGGUCAGUGCACAGAGAAGGAAAAAGAGAAGAAAGAUCUUGUAUUCUGCAUUUCUGUCAUUUGGUCUAUUCAUAUCCAGAGGACAAAGAUAGCCCCCCAGCAGUGAUAUCGGUCUUUGUGAUUGUUGUAAUAUGACCCUGUUUGUCUGUAAUUGAGUAAAGACACAGCUGUUUUCAUUAUUGUUUGCCUCUGAUUUGUUUCCGAUAUUCUCAGAUUCUUUAGCGACUAAUAAUGAUGACGUACAUAGGUCAUCAUGGACAGACUUUAUAAGUGUCACGUAUCUUUGUGUUGCAUCUAUGAAAACUGUGCUUCCACUGUUUAGUUAAACUGUAAGAUCAAUGAGUAUUCAACGCAAUGAAUAUAUCAAUUAUGUGGUUGUGCAAAAUAAAGUAUAUAAAAAAAUGAAAUAAAACAUUCAAGAUGAAGCAUAAAAAUUGCCUCUGCCAGACUGUUCCCUGAGUAGAAAAGUAAGGCUUGGGGUGUUGACUCUCUCUGAAAGACUUGUGUGAUUCUCUGUUGCCAUGUGUCCUGUAUCUUAUUGCUGUUGUUGUUGCAAGCAAGUUCCAAGCAAGGCAUUGCUGUUUAAGAAAUAAACUGUCUGCGUUGAAGAUA
This is a messenger RNA of Brienomyrus brachyistius, 5689 nucleotides long. RefSeq names its product dynamin 1b (gene dnm1b). Gene Ontology annotation, cellular component: cytoplasm; membrane; microtubule. The record is from RefSeq and is a predicted model, not a curated record. Lineage: Eukaryota; Metazoa; Chordata; Actinopteri; Osteoglossiformes; Mormyridae. Gene Ontology annotation, molecular function: GTPase activity; microtubule binding; GTP binding. The transcript has 22 exons. Bases 268 to 2859 code for a protein of 863 amino acids.